This is a messenger RNA of Pisolithus orientalis, 1290 nucleotides long. RefSeq names its product NAD(P)-binding protein. The transcript is spliced from 13 exons. Gene Ontology annotation, molecular function: oxidoreductase activity, acting on NAD(P)H, oxygen as acceptor. Gene Ontology annotation, cellular component: intracellular anatomical structure. Lineage: Eukaryota; Fungi; Basidiomycota; Agaricomycetes; Boletales; Pisolithaceae. The record is from RefSeq and is a predicted model, not a curated record. The coding region runs from base 124 to 945 and encodes 273 amino acids.
CGGAUCUUGUACGUCAUGUCUGUUAAGUGGAGUUGCCUGUGUCGUAAGUUCCGGAUCUUCCUAGGCCUCUGACUUUAAAUCCCAUCUGCCAACCACACCGCACCCAUCCAUCCGUUCUUCAAAAUGAACCCGUGUGUUCUCGCCCGUGUCCAAUCCAGAGCAUUGCGCAAUGCGGUGAUACCUCGUGCAAGCCAUCUUGCCAGAUACCAGAGCACUUCAAGUGGAGCCAUACCGAAAAGGAUUCUUCCAUCAUUUUCAUUAGAUGGGAAGGUCUGUCUUGUUACCGGUGCUGCAAGAGGAUUGGGCCACGAAUUCUGUCGAGCGUUCCUUCAAUCUGGAUGCACGCAGCUAGCAAUCGUUGACUUGAAGGAAAACGAGGCCAAGCAAGCCGCUGCUGAGCUGAUUACCGAUGUGUGCGCUUUGAACACCGAUGCAACACCCGAGGACUUUGAGGUAAUUGGGAUUGGCUGCGACGUGUCCUCCGAGAUUUCGGUACAAAAAGCCUUCAAGACUACCAUCGACACAUUUGGGCGGAUCGACUCUGUCGUGGCCUCUGCGGGUAUCGUGGAGAACUAUUCUGCUUUCGACUAUCCCUUUGACCGUAUCAAGCGGUUGUAUGACAUCAAUGUACACGGAUCAUUCUUCACGGCACGCGAAGCAGCAAGGAGCAUGAUUCCGCAGGGAGGUGGAUCUAUCGUGCUUGUCGCGAGUAUGAGUGCUUCUAUCAUUAAUAUACCCCAGCCACAAACUCCGUAUAAUGCGUCUAAAGCUGCCGUGAGACACAUGGCAUCCAGUUUAGCAGUGGAGUGGGCUAAGAAGGGUGUUCGGGUCAAUACAUUAAGUCCUGGAUACAUGCUUACGAAGCUCACAAAGACGAUCCUUGCACACGAUCAAGAGCUGAAGAAAACGUGGGAGAGUCUCACACCUAUGGGCAAGGUGAGGUAGCCGUCAUUGACCCAAAGGUGAUGAACUUACCAUGUGCGCCUGACCAGAUGGGUGAACCAGAAGACCUUGCUGGAGCGAUUGUAUUCCUGGCCAGUGAUGCAUCGCGGUUUGUGACAGGUACAGAGAUUCGGGUUGACGGAGGAUACUGCGUUAUUUGAGGACUUUCGUUGGCUAGUUACGGUACACCUAGAAACCGCCUAGUUAUAUGUUUUAAUUGCAGGGAUACCGACCUUUUAGAACUUAGAUUCUCGUGGUUUUGGGUUUGGCUAGACUGUGUUAUGUAUUCGGCCACUUGUGCUAACAUGUCGUAGAGUGGAUAUCUCUUAUGUAAAGAGCAUGAAACGA